AGAAGACGGGGAGUGUAGCGACCCGAACCUUCCUGAUGUUUGUCACUUUUUUAGACAUUUUAUAAUGUAUUUUUUAAGCGGAAACCUAAGGGAAGCCUCAGGUCGAAUGAAGAUAAAAGUAUUAAUUUACUGAGAGACAAUUUUUAGCUGCUUCAUCUGAAGAGAAACAGAUUUGAAUCAUGGAUAAAGAUAAAUAUGGAGCCUCAAAAGUGAACGUGUUUCUUGUUUUGACUUACGGCAUUUUGGUAUUUGUUUUGCUGUUCAUCUUUAUAAAAAGACAAAUUAUGCACUUUGCCAUUAAGUCUCGAAGAGGACCACAUGUUCCCAUUGGCCACAAUGCUCCAAAGGAGCUGAAACAAGUAAUUGAAGCCAAAUUGUGCGAGGUCCAGAAAAUCCACUAUGAGCCCCGUCUGUUGUCCCCAGCGGAUGACCGACUAACACAGAGACGACAGUCUGGUCAGAGUGUACAGAGCCUGCACAUAAGCACUGCAACCAUCAGGAAUCAUACCACUGAUAGAAAUGUGUUUUGUGUGUUUAUGUUUAUAGGUUCUGAUGACUAUCUGUACAGGAUGAAAGCACUUGAUGCUGUCCGGGACACUGAUUUUCCUUUCCGUGAACUGGGUGGGACACCCAGCGCUGUGACGGGAAAAAGAUUUCGGACCUGGCUGCUGCAGCUGCAAAAUUCCCACAGCAUGUUUAGAGACAAGCAGAGCUCUCUGAUAGACACAGUGUUAGAUGGUUACAACAAAGCACGCCAUGGGGCCGAGGCUUUUGGAGAAGCAGAGUUCAUCAAGUACCAGGAAGCUCUAACUGAGCUAGCUGCUAUCGUGAAGUCUCGCGGCAGCACACUGAGCCACCACCACCAGACUGCAGCCAGAGACCUUACCGGCACCACCGAGCCCAGCAGCCCUUCCUCCUGCUCCUCGUCCCCCACCCAAACCACCUACCUCACAUCUGCAGCGCAGCAGCGCAGUAAGAGGCCCAGGAACUUCCUGGAGCUGAAGAACUUCAAAGAUAACUACAACACGCUAGACAGCACGCUCUGAAAUAAUUAUGGAUGUGUCCAGAGGAAAAAAGUUUUAAGUCAUUUACUACUGCCUGUAAUCCCAGUGCCUCGCUCACUGUCACCUGACAGUAUGUGAUUAAACACACUGCCUUCUUAUUAUGACUUGCACUGCAGAACACUGCACAUCAGACUACUGAUUCAAACACUGCUAUUUGUCUACGUGUGGCACCGUCCUAUUACUGCAUGUAUACUGUAAGUGCUAUAAUGUAACAAAGUAAACAGGGUUGACUUGACCAAAACAAAGAAACUUAUCAUGCUUAUGCAACAGCAUAGGACAAUCAGUAUUUAUUGCACAAUGUAGUCACCUAUGCAGAUAUGUUCAAAUUAACCUCCUAAGUGUAUAAAAUAGUUAAUAGCUAUGAAAUAAACUACUGUAUGUGCAUUUUUCUAUCAUGAAAGAAAACACUGUUUAUGCCAGUAAUUUUUAUGUUUAUGUAUGUUUCUAUGUUGUUCCUUUGAGCCAUAUAUAUAUAUAUUUUACUUCCUUUAAGCCUUUUCUUACAAAAGCCAUAUAAUUCAGGAACUGUAUUGAUUAAGUGCCUCUUUUUUGAUCAAUUAUCUUAAUUGAACAGCAUUUUAAUGUUUUAAUAUGUGUUGGGGUUGAGGUAUGACUUCAGGGGAAGACCGUUGACUGUUUAGUCUUACAAAUUAGCCUGCUGAUAUGAGAAGCAUCUAUUUUUUAAUUGUUUGACUUGUCUAACUUUGAGUACUUUUUAUUUCCUGUGGUGCUUAUGAAUACAUGCUGCCAUGCAAAAAGCAGCCAAUCCUGUCAAGUUGCAAAAUAUGCUUAACGUAAUAAACUGUAAAUUCUCAACUGAAA
Messenger RNA from Poeciliopsis prolifica (blackstripe livebearer), 1886 nucleotides. RefSeq names its product chromosome unknown C1orf43 homolog (gene ltap1). The record is from RefSeq and is a predicted model, not a curated record. The transcript is spliced from 6 exons. NCBI's taxonomy places the organism in Eukaryota, Metazoa, Chordata, Actinopteri, Cyprinodontiformes, Poeciliidae. Gene Ontology annotation, biological process: phagocytosis. The coding region runs from base 180 to 1046 and encodes 288 amino acids.